AUGUCCGGAAAGCAGAUCUUGAGGUCCCAGGUCGGAUCGUCACUACAUACAUCACGAUUUACGGUAGCUCCCGCAUCCAAACGGUUUCCAGCGGCGCAGCUAUGCAGACACAAUACCUCUUCUGCCUCGACGCAAACGAAAAGCCAUGACGAUGCAGAGGAUACAAAGGAUGAGGAGAAGGAGAAGGGUGCUAUGGCCCGUCGUUUGUCCCAAAUGGCAGAGGAUGCUCUGCUUGAGGGCGGGAGCUCAGCACGCCGCAACAUUGAGCACGCGGGUUUCUCAGAGGAGUUAAAGCAACAAUUGGAAGAGCGAGUGAAGGCGGCGUCUUUCAAAAGCGAAAAUCCCAUCGCUCACUCUAUCCUUGACAUGCCCGCUAGCGCAGGCCAAGGCACACGAGAAGCUGCAACAGCUCCUGCAUGGACAGGAACAGAAAGCCUGCAAGACUCAGCUCUUAGAAUGCUCGAUGAUGCCAGCAAACCCAUACGAACGCCCUACAAAAUCCCCCGCCCGAUCAAUCUUCAGCCAGCCCCGAAGCCGAAGCUCACCCCCGGUGUCCGUAUCGCCAGAGCGAAGGAAAAGACGUCCAACUACGCAUUGAGUCAAGGUCCUGGAUUAACGGAAGAAGAACGGGAAGCGAUUCGCAGUGAUAUGCGCGAGAAGUUAUCGCCCGGCGCGAUGUCCAUGCCCAUAUCCAUCCAGGGCCUGUCGUCGCUGGCGAACGAACGUAUAGAAGAUGCGAUACGACGAGGGCAGUUUGAGAAGAUUCGUCGAGGCAAAGGCGUCAAUACCGAGACCGAUCACAAUGCUAAUAGUGCUUUUAUUGACACCACAGAAUAUUUUAUGAACAAGAUCAUUCAGAAGCAAGAUAUCGUUCCGCCGUGGAUCGAAAAGCAGCAGGAACUUGCUAUGGAAAUUAGACGUUUCCGGCAGCGGAUACGUGCCGAUUGGAGGAGACACGCCUCCAGACUCAUCGCUAGCCAGGGCGGGUCCUUGGAAGCCCAGAUGCAGCGAGCGAGAGCUUAUGCUGCUGCGGAGUUACGUUUAUCAGAAAAGAUGAAACUGGAAGCGGCACUUCGCGACAGCAGUGCUGCAAGCUCAGAUGAAAAUGUGGUGUCGGAAAUAGCAAGCGAUGGCCGGAUUCUUUCAAAGGUUGAUGCUGUGGACCUCGCAGCCGAACCGAACCCGAGCGAAAAGGAGGAACUUCCUCAUCUGCCUCCACUGCGAGACCCUGAAUACAUGGGCAACGAACGAUCUUACCAUGAGCUUGCUGUCAAACAGCUCAAUGCCAUCACACGCUCCUACAACCUCCAAGCCCCUCGCUCUGCUCAAAAGCCGUAUACAAAUCUCGACCGCGAGUUGAAGUCUUGUUUUGCGGAUGUCGCACCUCAACUGGCUGAAGAGAUACGACGGCGAGCAACAGAACGCGCUCGUGGGUCAAGCUCACCCGUUAGGGCCACAGCCAGUAAAUUUGGGUCGCUUGGCCCUGGACCGUCGGUGCGCGUGUAUGAAGAAGACAAAAAUAAAGCCUACGGCUGGAAGGAAAUGUGGCGGGAUCUCUUUUCUAAAGAGGACAAGCGAUAA
Molecule: messenger RNA, 1581 nt
Organism: Penicillium pulvis
Lineage: Eukaryota; Fungi; Ascomycota; Eurotiomycetes; Eurotiales; Aspergillaceae
Product: DnaJ family domain-containing protein
Exons: 2
Coding region: 1-1581 (526 amino acids)
Source: RefSeq, a predicted model, not a curated record